AUGUCUGCGAAGCACAUAAGUCACGAAACAACAACUGAAAUAGUCGAGAAAUUCGCAACACGCUUGAAAACACGAGAAAAUUGCAACGUGUCCAUUGUGUCAAAGUACAAAAUCUUUUUGGACGCCCUAUGCGCCUCUCCAGAAUCCGAGGUUUCCCCUUUUGUUGAGUGCAAACUUCCCUUCCUCAUUUCUUUUUAUCCACAACACCUCAACGACAUCAACGGGACAAUCGAAAGCACUUUGGAUACGUAUCUUCUUUCUUCUUAUAUCAAUGGUGGUGUUCAAGGAAUUUUACUCUCUUACGAUAGUUUUGAAACACCCACAAAGUCCCAAAUCUCGUUCGACGAAGGUGUUAUCACUAUCCCUUUGGUUCUCAACUGUGUCUUGUUUGUCCCAACUCUCAACACAUACCUCAUUGGGUCUAUUUCGCAGAAAAGUUUCGACCACGUUGCUCUUUUGGUGUUUGGCAUUUUCAACGUGUUUAUAUCUAACUCGAAAAUACGAGAAAGACUUAUUAAAAAAGUUGCACAGGGUGUGUUGGUCAGAUUUAAGGUGGUUGGGAUGAAUUUGCACCACAACCCACCCAUUUUUGAGGGCGAACUCUCUGAUGAUAAAUGUAAAAUCGUCAAGAUUGAGUAA
Entamoeba invadens IP1 is the source of this 639-nucleotide messenger RNA. RefSeq lists its product as hypothetical. Gene Ontology annotation, cellular component: RNA polymerase III complex. Lineage: Eukaryota; Evosea; Mastigamoebida; Endamoebidae. Bases 1 to 639 code for a protein of 212 amino acids. Gene Ontology annotation, biological process: transcription initiation at RNA polymerase III promoter. The transcript has 2 exons. The record is from RefSeq and is a predicted model, not a curated record.